AUGGCGGCGCUGAGCUCACCCUUAGCUUUUGAGACCCCUGUGAAGAAAAGGGCAACAGGCUCUGCAGAAGGUCUAUCUCCACUCAAGAUGUUGAGAAAUAACAGGUCUGCUUCUCAAAUAAAAUGGUCAUCAAGCUCCAGCGAUGAGAUGAAAGAAAAUGAGGAUGUUGUGGUGAAGCCACCACUGUCAAGGAGGUUGGAUAUUUCACCCCCUCAGGCAAUUGGAGCUCACACAGACUCACAAAGGGAAUCCUUGACAAAAUCAUCCCCAAAGGCUGCUUCCUCCUACAAGCACUUUGUGCCCACAGGGACUUUUUAUAGCAAGGAGAAGCGCUAUCUCACUCCUCUGGAGAGGAAAGAACUGAAUGAGAACUGCAUUUUAGGUAAGAGGGUUGAAAAUCUCCCAGCUGGCAGCAAGAUGAACAUGAACAGGAACAGAAAUGUGAGCUCAAAACCAACCAAACACUUGUCCAGCUCCAGCCAUGGCAAAACUGCCCCCAAAACUCUUAAGGCAAAAGGAGAGACCACAGUGGGAAAACCCAGCAUGGGGAAAGAGAAUGUGAGCUGCCUGAUUAAAAAGAAGAUGGAUUCACCCUUCAGAGUCUUGAGCAUGACAGUGAAACCAGCCCUAAAACUCCAGUUGGGAGCAGCUUUUUUUACUGCCAGGAAGAAAUCUCACAGUAAAAAACCAGCUGUAGACACAAAGUCUCUCCAAGGUCUCCCCAAACCUCUGCAAGAAAAAGAUCAGCCUGGAUCACCACCACCACCUGCAAAGCCUAAUUCAGCUGAUAGAAACAACAUUCCUGAAGGGGGUGAUGUACUGAGGAAUGUAUCUGCACCUCAGAAACUGGAAAAUGAGAGCAGGGAGAGCUUGACAAGGUGCACAAACCAAGAUGAAGACUUGGAAAGUGAAGGGAAAAACUUUCCCCAGGAAAAUGGGAGCACUUCUGAUCCCUUCUGUCCUUCCCAUCCUGCAGCUACAGGGAAUGCGGAUGCAGAUGACAUCAACUCUUCUACAACCUGUGAGUCAGAUGAUUGCAUCAUCCUUUCAAGCCAGUCUCCAUGUGACAUGGACAAGCAAGCACCUCCUCCAAAUGCUGUUACCUACCCGAUAUUCAGUGCCAGCAAGAAAAGGCCACAGGCUACCCUGGAUGAACCAACUUGUCCCUUUGGGUCCAGCCCUCCUGCAAAAGCACCUCAGACCUCACAGAAGAGCAAGAAGACCAAAGCGCUCUGCAAGCGCUCCCGAGAUCAGAUGAUCAUUGAUGCCGGGCAGAAGCAUUUUGGUGCUGUGAUUUGCAAGUCAUGUGGCAUGAUCUACACAGCUGCCAGCCCUGAAGAUGAGGCCCAACACAUCCAGUACCACGAGAGGUUCCUCGAGGCACUCAGAUACGUGGGUUGGAAGAAAGAACGUGUUGUGGCUGAGUUCUGGGAUGGGAAAAUUGUGUUGAUUCUUCCAAGUGACCCAAAAUACGCCAUCAAGAAGGCAGAAGAUGUGCGAGAAAUUGUGGAUAACGAACUGGGAUUCAAGCAAGUUCCUCUGAGCUGCCCAGCCAGGGCAAAAAUAUACCUGUUUGUGUCCAAUGAGAAGAUGAUUGUUGGGUGCUUAGUGGCUGAACAGAUCAAGCAGGCUUUCCGGGUGCUGUCGGAGUCAGGAGCAGUACCGUUGUCCCCUCAGCUGGAGGACCUGCAGCAGCAGCAGCAGCGGGCUUGGCGCUGCUCCACGGAGCCAGAACCAGCUGUCUGUGGCAUCAGCAGGAUCUGGGUCUUGGGCCCACGGCGGGGGAAGGGCAUCGCCCGGCGCAUGGUGGACAUCGUCAGGAGCACCUUCAUGUAUGGCUGCUACCUGAGCACCCAAGAAAUUGCCUUCUCUGAUCCAACGCCGGAUGGCAAAUCAUUUGCCACCAAGUACUGCCAAACCCCCAACUUCCUGGUUUAUAAUUUUGUCUCUAACAAUUGA
Messenger RNA from Indicator indicator, 1959 nucleotides. RefSeq names its product establishment of sister chromatid cohesion N-acetyltransferase 2 (gene ESCO2). The record is from RefSeq and is a predicted model, not a curated record. The transcript is spliced from 10 exons. Gene Ontology annotation, biological process: mitotic sister chromatid cohesion. Gene Ontology annotation, molecular function: protein-lysine-acetyltransferase activity. Gene Ontology annotation, cellular component: chromatin; nucleus. Lineage: Eukaryota; Metazoa; Chordata; Aves; Piciformes; Indicatoridae. The coding region runs from base 1 to 1959 and encodes 652 amino acids.